AUGGGUGGCGAUCUCUGGGGCAACAAAAGCAACAUCUUCGAACAAGACCCUUCGCCUGCUGUCGACAAGGCAUGGGAAACUAUCACACACGCCAAGUAUACAUUGAUGCCGGAGGCGGAGCUCCUCAAAAUGGAUUUCUCCGUAGAAGCGGCAGUAGAAUGGCCAGACCAACCAGGCAAAUACAUGGUCGAAUUUCAUGCCUAUCACGUCAUGCACUGUCUGGACGUGGUGCGAAAAAACUCAUACCAUAAUUUUCCGCACUACUAUAACCCCGAAACCUUAAACGCCAUCCAUUGGACGCACUGGACUCACUGCCUCGAGAUUCUCCGCCAGGAGCUCAUGUGCAUGCCCUCUAUGCAUCUCGGCCGGAUGGUAUGGCAGCAAGGUCAAUCACAGGCGUUUCCGGAAUUCCGCACAAAUCGAAUGUGUAUGCGAUGGGAAGACUUUGAUGACAUGGUUACAAGCAUCCAGCUGCCUGAAGAGGUAAGUUACAUAAAUGGUGCCUUUUUUUUCUUUUUUUUUCUCUUUUUUUUCGUUUUUUUGCUUACCACGAGGGGAAAUUCCCAUCUUCUUUUUUUAGUACGGAAUAAAAGUCGUGACCAACGCACACAAGCCUGCGGGGGCAAGUGA
Messenger RNA from Sphaerulina musiva SO2202, 630 nucleotides. RefSeq lists its product as uncharacterized. The record is from RefSeq and is a predicted model, not a curated record. Lineage: Eukaryota; Fungi; Ascomycota; Dothideomycetes; Mycosphaerellales; Mycosphaerellaceae. Gene Ontology annotation, biological process: mycotoxin biosynthetic process. Bases 1 to 630 code for a protein of 209 amino acids. The transcript has 2 exons.